CUCUUCAGUUGGUAUAUUUGCAAAUCGAUGACUUUGCCGACAAUUCUUUCAACGAAACGUAAUCUUUUUCAAACGUCCAAGUUCGUACUUCGGCGUUCGUUUGGUUCUUGUCAAAUUUAUUUGCGAAAUUUGGAUCAACCAGCAAAUGAUUCAUCUCCCAGCCUUUCUUCGCCCUUGCAGGGCGUACGUGUACUAGAUUUAACUAGAGUUUUAGCUGGCCCAUACUGUACGAUGAUGUUGGGCGACCUAGGAGCAGACGUUAUCAAAGUAGAACAUCCAGAGGGCGGUGAUGACACUCGAGCUUGGGGACCUCCAUUCGCUGAAAAUGCAGAUCCAAAUGAUAAAGAGCACGGCGAGUCUGCAUAUUUUUUAUGCGCUAACAGAAACAAAAAGUCAAUCACAGUGAACAUGAAAUCAGCAGGCGGACGUCAACUUCUUCACGACUUAGUGAAACAAAGCGAUAUAUUGGUAGAAAAUUACUUGCCUGGGAAGUUAGAGAAGAUGGGAUUAGGAUUUAAGCAGUUGGCUGAAAUCAAUCCGAGAUUGAUUUAUGCCUCAAUUACAGGAUAUGGACAGACCGGCCCUUAUUCUGUUAGGCCCGGGUAUGAUGUGAUUAUUGAGGCAGAAGCUGGUUUAAUGCAUAUUACAGGCGAACCAACCGGUCCACCUGUAAAAGUUGGUGUCGCAAUCACAGAUCUGACAACUGGUCUUUACGCUCAAAAUGCUAUUCUAGCUGCUUUAAUCCACCGCGAAGUAACUGGAAAAGGACAACAUAUCGAUUGCUCGUUGAUAGAAUCACAAGUAGCAUCAUUAGUUAACAUUGCCUCGAACUAUUUGAUUGGCGGUCAAGAAGCAAAAAGAAUGGGCACUUCACAUCCUUCUAUUGUUCCUUAUCAAGUAUUUUCUACUAAGGAUUCAUUUGUCAUGAUAGGUGCUGGCAAUGACGGACAGUUUGUCAAGUUAUGCACACGUAUAGGUUUAGAUCAUCUGGCUGAAGAUACACGAUUCAAGCAUAAUAAAGAUCGCGUAAAAAACCGUCAACAGCUGGUAAAGUUAUUAGAAAAGCGUCUGCAAGAAGAAGAUUCAUCAUUCUGGCUAGAGAAAUUAACAGGUGCUGGCUUCCCUUUUGCACCUAUCAAUAAUAUUGCACAAACCUUUGACCAUCCUCAACUGAAAGCUAGGGGACUUGUGCAAGAGAUAGAACACGAACGGGCUGGGAAGAUCAAGCUUGUUGGUCCGCCCGUAAAAUAUAGUAAUGCAAAGACAGGAAUUAGAUUGCCACCUCCAUUACUUGGCGCACAUACAAAUGAAAUAUUGUCUGAAGUCCUUUGUUAUUCAAAGGAUAAAAUUCAAAAAUUACGGGAAGAAGGCUCCAUUGGUACUUGAUCAUACAAAGAAUAAACAUGAUUAUGUUACUACAGGAUCUCUUUUGGUUAAUGCAAGUUUAAAAAAAAACAUUUUCUUUCACCAUUCGUGCCUUGUCCUUAACCUCGGCUGUUACUAUAUUCAUUUGCUCUACAUAACUUAUAGAAUACAUAUCCAUUUUAUAGCGGAAAAUCCUG
Messenger RNA from Mycotypha africana, 1562 nucleotides. Its product is annotated as CoA-transferase family III domain-containing protein. The coding region runs from base 28 to 1386 and encodes 452 amino acids. The record is from RefSeq and is a predicted model, not a curated record. Lineage: Eukaryota; Fungi; Mucoromycota; Mucoromycetes; Mucorales; Mycotyphaceae. The transcript has 4 exons. Gene Ontology annotation, molecular function: catalytic activity.